AUACAUGCGUAUAAGCAGACAGUGGUGUGAAUAUAAUUUACUUUCAUAAGUGAACCAUAGUUGGGAAGUGAAUUUUUCGUGUCCACAAAAAUAUGGAAAUUUUCAAAUCAUUACCACUUUUCGUGCUCUUGGCGUCAGCGCUGGCUCAAUAUGAAGGCUACGGACUAGAAGGGCAUGGAUUAGACCAAGGUCUCCAAGGUUACGAAGGGUAUCAUCACAGGCCCCUGGUGCAUCAUCAGAUACUGGAGCACCAUAACGAAGACUAUGACGUAGAUUAUCAUGCGCACCCAAAAUACUCGUUCGACUAUUCCGUAAAGGAUCCACACACUGGUGAUGAAAAAGAACACUGGGAGACGAGAGAUGGGGACAAAGUUAAAGGCUCCUACACUUUAAUGGAAACAGACGGAACAAAACGCGUAGUGGAAUACGAAGCGGACGACAAAAACGGUUUCAACGCGGUUGUGCACAGAAUAGGUCACCCAAAGGUCGAGGAAGAAUACAAAAUAGCAAAACCAGUAUAUGAACCACAGUAUCAGGAGGAAUACCAGUCGUAUGACGGAGGGUUUGUGCCCAUCGAAGGAUACGAACAUAGACAUUGAGACACUAUAAUCUAUGAUUUCAUUUUCCUUGUCUAUUACAGUGGUAGGGUAUCGGAGCUAACUUCGCGUCUGUGAAUACAUAAUUCACGGACUGACUAAUUAAUAAUAACUUAGGCUUUUUUAAACUGGACAAGCGACCAUAACUGCAAAACAUAUUAGUAUUAGUAUUACAUAAAAAAUUGAAAAAAUAUUGUUUAUAUUUGUAUUACAGAUAGUUGAAAUAUGAAAUAAAACAUAUGAAACUUCUCAAUUUGGUCGUGUAAUAAAUAUAUAAAGGGUCCAAGUCCAAGGUCUGGGUAAAGUUUUAAUAUAACCAGUAUUAUACAUUGUUUCAUACAUUGGUAUUUUCCCUAAUAUAAUGUAUGAAGUUGUGUAAUUUGAACAUUGUUUCGCCAACCAACAGUGAUAUUCAGAACAGGAGUGUCAUAAAAUCUGCCUAUUGUUGUUUUAUAGCGAGACUGGUGUUCAAUUGUAUUGUGAUUCUUAUAAAAUAUUAUUUUUAGAACUGUAUUUUUAUUCUUGAAUUGAUAAGACUGUAGUAAUGUAGAUAUUAAGUAGUGUACAAAAUUCAUUUAUAAUAAACCUUUUUAUUGUUG
Pieris napi is the source of this 1195-nucleotide messenger RNA. It is a transcript of the gene CPR133, whose product is annotated as adult-specific cuticular protein ACP-22-like. Gene Ontology annotation, cellular component: extracellular matrix. The transcript has 4 exons. Lineage: Eukaryota; Metazoa; Arthropoda; Insecta; Lepidoptera; Pieridae. Bases 93 to 599 code for a protein of 168 amino acids. The record is from RefSeq and is a predicted model, not a curated record.